AUGGAUCACCAGGAGGAGCCGCCACGGAACUGCAAAGAACCCAGUGGGCAUGAACAGGGAGGUGGCUCAACAAAAAAGGCACCAGAACCAUCGACCGAGGAGGUAGGCUGGGAUGGGCCGACGGAUCCUGCACGACCGGUAAACUGGUCGCGUACAAAAAAAUGGUGGAAUAUGUGCGUUAUCUCAUAUCUCACCUUUCUCACCCCCUUGACUUCGUCGAUUGUCGCACCGGCACAGGGACUUGUGAUGAAAGACUUUCCUUCAGCCAACAGGACUCUGGCCUCCUUCGUUGUCUCCAUUUAUCUCGUCGGCUUCGCAGUCGGACCUCUUUUCCUCGCCCCGCUUUCGGAAAUCUAUGGCCGAUUGCGCGUCUACCAGGUCGGCACUUUAAUAUUCACGAUCUGGAAUAUCGCAGGUGCUCUCGCCCCUAACGUCAGUGCGCUUCUGGUCUUCCGUCUAUUCGCCGGGAUUUCUGGCAGCGGUCCGGUCACACUGGGUGCAGGCAGCGUCGCGGAUAUGUUUGCCCGACAGGAGCGUGGAGUCGCCAUGUCCAUCUAUGGGCUGGGCCCGCUCCUUGGCCCUGUCAUCGGGCCAAUCGCCGGUGGCUACCUUUCCCAGGCACAAGGUUGGCGAUGGGUUUUCUGGCUGCUAGCCAUUGUGUCCGGGAUUGCAGUCAUUCUCGUUGUUCUUGUUUUAUCCGAAUCUUACGAACCGGUUCUCUUGCGGAAGAAAGCGAGUCGAACUAGACAAGAGAACAGAUCUGUGGACGUGAACGCUGCGCACGCCCUGAAGCUGAGCUCUAGGGAGGUUUUCAUCCAGGCAAUAACCAGACCGACGAAAUUACUCUUUCUCACUCCAAAUGUCGCCUUGUUCUCGCUAUACACAGGAGUGGUUUUCGGCUACCUUUACCUGCUCUUUACAACGGUCACCGAAGUAUACGAAACCACCUACCAUUUCAGUCAAGGCGCCACCGGACUUGUGUUUAUCGGCAUUGGCGUCGGAGCCCUCAUUGGCAUUGCUUGCUUCGGUGCCCUGUCCGAUAAAAUCCAAAGCCUCCUCAUCGCAAGAAACAACGGCCAAGCGGAGCCGGAAUUCCGACUUCCGCCGCUCAUCCCGGGAAGUUUUCUUAUCCCUGUCGGUCUCUUCUGGUACGGAUGGUCCGCCCAGAUGCAUCUCCAUUGGAUAAUGCCCAUCAUUGGACUGGGCUGGGUUGGCUGCGGGAUGAUCGCUACCCUCCUCCCCAUUCAAGCGUACCUCGUUGACGCGUUUGGCGAGUACGCUGCCUCAGCAAUAGCGGCGAACACAGUCGUUCGGUCCAUUGUCGGAGCCUUCUUGCCGCUUGCCGGGCCUUCAAUGUAUGCGAAGCUAGGGCUGGGAUGGGGGAAUUCAUUGCUUGGGUUUGUCGCCUUGGGUUUGUUACCGGUGCCGGUGGUAUUCUACUUCUACGGCAAGAGAAUCCGCAUGAACUCACGGUAUCAGGUGUCGGUGGCAUAA
This is a messenger RNA of Aspergillus lentulus, 1494 nucleotides long. Its product is annotated as MFS transporter. Gene Ontology annotation, molecular function: transmembrane transporter activity. Gene Ontology annotation, biological process: transmembrane transport. Lineage: Eukaryota; Fungi; Ascomycota; Eurotiomycetes; Eurotiales; Aspergillaceae. The record is from RefSeq and is a predicted model, not a curated record.